Mercenaria mercenaria is the source of this 1885-nucleotide messenger RNA. RefSeq lists its product as uncharacterized. Lineage: Eukaryota; Metazoa; Mollusca; Bivalvia; Venerida; Veneridae. The record is from RefSeq and is a predicted model, not a curated record. Bases 234 to 1367 code for a protein of 377 amino acids. The transcript has 2 exons.
GCUUCCGCUUCAUGGCGCAUACAGUCUACGCGUAGCGUUGACAAUUUCUUAAAUCGCCGAUAUUUCCACGACUUCCACCCGUACGGUGAUAUUUAUGGUGUGGAUUUUGAGUGUUCAGUUUAUAAAUCGUGCGUGGCACGUUAUUUUUGCAAACUUUUCUAUAUUCAGUGAUAUUUUUGUGUUAUUUUCACUGCACGUGGUGCGGUACACUUAGUGUCAUUAGUUUUCACGAUAUGGCCGACUCGGCAAAAGACUCGAAAUCCGAGAAAAAAGGACACGAAAAUACUAAAAAUAAAUCUAGUUCCUCUAAGGGUAAAGCGCCUUUGAAAAAAGUACCCGAUGAUGGAAAUAACAGUGUUCCCGAUGAUUUUUCAACUCGGAAAAAUCUACAAGAAAAUGCAAUUCUUGAAUGUCUUAAAUCUAUUCAGUCUUCUCAGACUGCCUUGGUGAAACGCAUUGAUGAUAUCGAAAAAUCUUUCGAUUACAGUGAGGAUUAUGAUUUUGACCAAGAUUUAGACUUUCGUGACAGUGGUAAUGCACCACCUGCUAAAAGAUUUCGGACGGAGUCCGACCAUGAUUCACAGACAUCAGCUUGUGGCAAUGAUUUAAAUAGCACAUCAGUCAGCAGAUUUUCUAGCCUUGUUAACAAAUUCCAACUAACUGAAACAACCAGCUCGGAUGUUGACUCUGUGUUGGCAGAUAAUGUUUUUGAAUUGUUCAGAAAAGGCAUGAGUGAGGAACAUUUUGAUAAAAUGACAAAAGACGAGAGCUCAGCUCGGCCUUCAAAUUGUGAAGCACUUAGUGAAGUAAGACUAAAUAAGUUAAUUUGGGACGUAGUUUCAAGUAGAGCCCGAACAAACGACAAAAAACUUCAAAACAUUGAAAAAUCUAUUGUAAAAGCUGGUGUUUUCCUCACCAAGACCAUGGAUAGAGCUGCAAAAUUUGAGAAAGUUCUGACUGAAAAUGAUAUGACUGAUGGUGAUAUGACUGGCUUAAUAGAAGGCUGCAAUGAUGCACUAGCUUUGAUUGGCCAUGCCAAUUACCAAGUCAAUAUGGCACGAAGGGACUUUUUAAGACCUGAACUUCGAGCAGAAUAUACCCACUUGUGCUCUCAUUCGCUGUCCUUCACAUCAGAGCUCUUUGGCGAUGACGUUUCAAAGACUGCCAAAGAAAUUGAAGAUUGCAACAAAAUGGGCAAUAGAAUGCACCAGAGUCAGUUUGUAAGAGGCAGAUACAGAGGACGUGGCCAGUUUAGAGGCCAGUUUCGUGGUGGUCGUCGACCAGCCUAUGGUUAUGGUAGAGGUCAACCCAGAUUUGGCCAAUCAGUCGAGCCAAAAAACUUGGUUCGCAGAGGAGCAAGGAAAUAAACACCAAUCAGUGUAAUCGGCCGCUGCGUUUGGAAGAUCCAACAAGACCAGGCUCAAGCAAUAAUAAUUGUACCACUAUGGACAACCCAAUCGUGGUUCCCUGUUGUUAUGAAAAUGCUGACAGACAGACCAAGAGUAAUUCCCAAAAGCAAAACUCUACUGAAAAUGCCACAUUCAGACCAAAUUCAUCCUCUGUGGAGAAAAAUGAAUAUGAUAGCUUGUCGUGUAUCAGGAACUCCUUCCGAAGCAGAGGUCUUUCUAGCAAGGCAACCUCUAUACUCCUUGCAUCAUGGCGACAGUCAACUAGAAAAGGAUACAAAUCAUACAUUAACAAGUGGCUUCUUUUCUGUAGUCAACAAAAGGUUAGUGAAACAUCUCCCUCUGUGAAUGACAUAAUUGAAUUCUUGACGUAUCUAUAUGAUAAGGGUCUAGGAUAUAGUGCCCUUAAUACAGCCAGGUCAACUUUAUCUGCAUUGGGAAUCAGCAUAGAGUCAUUUUCUGCCGGUCAGCAUCCUUUG